This is a messenger RNA of Ctenocephalides felis (cat flea), 689 nucleotides long. RefSeq names its product ATP synthase subunit delta, mitochondrial-like. Gene Ontology annotation, molecular function: proton-transporting ATP synthase activity, rotational mechanism. Lineage: Eukaryota; Metazoa; Arthropoda; Insecta; Siphonaptera; Pulicidae. Gene Ontology annotation, biological process: proton motive force-driven ATP synthesis. Bases 87 to 569 code for a protein of 160 amino acids. The transcript has 6 exons. The record is from RefSeq and is a predicted model, not a curated record.
GAUACACUGACACUGACAUCUGCUUCUUUGGAAAUUGUGUUAUAGCUGGAUUUAUUUAAAUUCAUAUAGUAAAUCACUAUAUAGCAAUGGCACUCGCAGGACGUACCUUGAGACUUUUGGCAGCUAACAAGAAUGUAUUAACUGCAUUCCAAAGAAGAAAUUAUUCUGAUGAAUUAUCUUUGACAUUUGCUGCUGCCAAUAAGGUAUUCUAUGACUCAGUAGAUGUAAAGCAGGUGGAUGUUCCAUCUUUCAGUGGUGCUUUUGGUAUCUUAGCUAAACACGUACCUACCUUGGCUGUUCUCAAACCUGGUGUUGUAACUGUUUACGAAAAAGAUGGUAACACAAAGAAAAUAUUUGUUUCAAGUGGUACCGUAACAAUUAAUGAAGACUCUACUGUUCAGGUUUUAGCAGAAGAAGCUCAUCCAGUUGAAGACUUAGACCCAUCAUCCAUCAGGGAAUUACUUACCACAUCCCAAAGCCAGCUCGCACAAGCUAGUGGAGAUCAAGCCAAAGCAGAGGCUGCAAUUGCUGUUGAAGUAGCAGAGGCUUUGAAUGCUGCAGUUCAUUAAAAUUAAUACACGAUUAAUUGAAUCUAAUUGAAGAAAGUAAUAAGAACUGCCAUGUAUCAUCUUGUGCUUGAUAAAAUAACAAAAAAUAAGUCAGAUAUUAGAAAAAUAAAAUCUUAUAUG